Molecule: messenger RNA, 510 nt
Organism: Lathyrus sativus (Indian pea)
Lineage: Eukaryota; Viridiplantae; Streptophyta; Magnoliopsida; Fabales; Fabaceae
Source: the annotation of a GenBank genome assembly
AUGUUGAAUAAUAAUGGAUACAAAUCAAAGCAAUGUAGUAGUACUGCUAGUGGUUACAUUUGUAGGAUCCAAGUACUUGUUAUGUCUUUUACAUUGAUGCUAAUGCUAGUGAUUCUCUUUUUAGUAUUUGAUAAUGUUCAUGAUAAUGAUAAUCAUGGUGUCAAAGUAAAAGUAAAACCAAGUUUAGCUUAUGAUUCUCAUAAGCAAAAGUGGAAUAGCUUUGAUUCUUUGGUGAAAUUGCAUCCCACAAGAGAGUUCAGGAAUGGAACAGAUUUGAUAUGGCAAGUACCUGAAUCACCUAAAGGUGUUCUUUUUCUUGCUCAUGGAUGUAAUGGAAAAGCCAUUAACUUUUGGGACAAAUCGUCUGAAUGUCCUGAUUGUGUCAGUUUGCCUGAAGAACGGUUGCUUGUACUUCACGGUCUUGCUGAAGGUUUUGCUGUUAUUACUAUUUCAAGUGCGCGUAGAUGUUGGAGUUAUGGAAAUAAUGAAGUGUUGAUUGUUCAGGACUAG